UUCACAGGAACAGCCUGGGAACCUGAGGGUCGGGCGCUAGGACUCCCACUUUCAGAAUGAGACAGAGUGAGUUUUAGGGCACUUGGACAGCUGCCCCUCGGGUCCCGCCACGUGGGCUGUGCCAGGGUCCUGAGGUCUCUGAAGUAAAGCUGCCCAGAUGGGGGGCGUCAAAGAUGGCUUAUUCCCCACCGUCUGGGAGCAGGACGUGGGGCCCAGGUGUGGCAGGGCUGGCUCCUGAUGCUGUGCGGAGCCUGGGGAGCCCCCAGGUGGUGGCUGGCCAAGUACAUCUCCAGUGUCACCCAGCGUCCUCCCCCGAGCACCAGUGACAUGGGAUCAGGACCCCCCCACGACCUCAUCUACAGGAAUUCCCUGUAAUGGCCCUAUGAGGUGGACACAAGCUCGGGAGGACCCGGCUUGGCCUGGCACAGCCUCCACCAGGCCUCCCCGCCCCCCCGGCCCCCUCCACGAGGGCCAGGGUGUCCGGGGGCCACGACCUGCCUUCGCUCCCUGCAGAACCGCAUGAAGGAGAGCCUGGCGCUGUUCGGCACCAUCCUGGAGCUGCCCUGGUUCCAGAGCACCUCGGUCAUCCUCUUCCUCAACAAGACGGACAUCCUGGAGGAGAAGAUCCCCUCCUCCCACCUGGCCACCUACUUCCCCAGCUUCCGGGGCCCCCGGCAGGACGCGGAGGCGGCCAAGAGGUUCAUCCUGGACAUGUACACGGGCAUGUACACCAGCUGCGUGGACGGCCCCGAGGGCAGCAAGCGAGGCCCCCGCUCCCGCCGCCUCUUCAGCCACUACACGUGCGCCACCGACACGCAGAACAUCCGCAAGGUCUUCAAGGACGUGCGGGACUCGGUGCUGGCCCGCUACCUGGACGAGAUCAACCUGCUGUGACCAGGCCCCCGGCAGGCGGCGGGCAGUGGAGAUGGACCCCAAAUGCCCAUCGCUCCAGCCCAGGGCCACUGCCCCUCUCUCCUCUGCCCCUCACCUGGUCAGCCGUCCCCCGCCGACCUCCUUGACUCCAUUGACGCCCUUGGAAAGGGAGGAACAAAAUGGCCUCUGGGGAUGCCAGAGUGGGGGGAAGGUCAGGCCCCGGGUGGGAGGCUGCGUGGGAGGGCCUCGCCCCGUGUCACUGGGUCACCCUGCCCUGGGAAAGGAGCUGUCCUUCAGGGUGGGCUCUGGCGCCCUCUGGUGGCAGCAGGGGGAAUCCCCGCCGAUGGCGCUAACCCAGGACAGGUGGCCGGGCAGGGGCCUCUGGCGGCCACCACAGAGCCACCUUCCAGAGCCCCCAGGCCCACAGCGUCCUGCCCCGGUGUGCAGAGGAGGAACCCGAGGCCCCAGCGUCCCUCUCCUGCUCCCAACAGCCUCUGUAUUUAUUCCCCCGCGUUCCACCAGGCCCCCUUGUGGGGUAGACAUUAAAGAAAGGACCCUGAGGUCGGGGCUUCC
This is a messenger RNA of Marmota flaviventris (yellow-bellied marmot), 1446 nucleotides long. The record is from RefSeq and is a predicted model, not a curated record. Lineage: Eukaryota; Metazoa; Chordata; Mammalia; Rodentia; Sciuridae.